GCUGAGACGCAGAUCCCAACUUCCGCCGCUUGGUGCGUUUUCUAUGGGGCAGGCAUCAUCGGCACGCUGGUCCUGUAUGGCAUCCUGCAGGAGGGUAUAAUGACAGUGGCCUAUGAUGGCAACCUCUUUCAGUACUCGGUGUUCCUGGUUCUUUGCAAUCGACUGGCGGCGGUGGUCUUCGCCGUCUGCAUGGCGGCAAGCAAGGGCGAGUCCAUGCAAAACGCCGCUCCUCUUUGGAAGUAUCUCAUCGUCUCCCUCUCCAACGUCUAUGCCAGCUCCUGCCAGUACGAGGCCCUGAAGUACGUGUCCUUUGCAGUUCAGAUGCUGGGGAAGAGCUUCAAGAUGAUGCCUGUUAUGAUCUGGGGCAUCAUCAUCUCCGGCAAGGCGUACAGUGGAAGAGACUGGCUGGUGGCACUCUCCGUCACUUUGGGCUGCACGGAGUUUCUGAUGACGGGCCCGACCCAUUCCAAGGUGGAUGCUGGCAACAGCUUUAAGGGCUUCUUGCUUCUUGGCUGCUUCCUGGCGCUGGAUGGUCUCACCUCCACGUUCCAAGAGAAGCUAUUCAAGGAGCACAAGACGACCAAGUACAACCAGAUGCUGUACAUCAACCUGCUCUCUGCCACCGUCUCCCUGAUCACCUUGCUUGUGACAGGCGAGUUCGCACCCGCAGUGGCCUUCGGCUUUGCUCACCCGCAGUUCUGGCUUGACUCCGCACUGCUUAGCGCCUCGGCAGUCGCCAGCCAAUUCUUCAUUUACUCGCAGAUCAAGGAGUUCGGUGCCUUAGUCUUUGCGGCGACGAUGAACGUGCGCCAGGUGGUGUCGAUUCUCGUUUCCUAUCUCAAGUACCACAAUCCGGUGACGCCACUGCAGAUCCUGGGCUUGGCGCUCAUCUUCUCCGCCCUUUUCUAUAAGUCUGCAGCCGCGAUGUUGGAAGCACCUUCCAAGGAGGAGAAGAAGCCCAUCCUGGAGGAUGCCAAGACCAAGGCCGAGGAAGCCAUCGAAACCUCGACGGACAAGGAUGCCGGUAAGGUGGUCUGA
Molecule: messenger RNA, 1038 nt
Organism: Symbiodinium natans
Lineage: Eukaryota; Dinophyceae; Suessiales; Symbiodiniaceae
Source: the annotation of a GenBank genome assembly